GGCAAGGCUGAAGGAAAGUAAAAGUGGUUAAGCCAGUCACAGUCAGUGUUGGUGUUCUGUGCCGGUCACUGUGCCAGUCCGAGUGUACGCGGAACCAUCAUGAACCAUCUCACUCCGGUCUCAUCUGUUGGAUAUCACUUGUGUUGUUGAUAUUGGCUGACAUGAGAGCGCUGGACUGGUUGCUGUUGGCAAGCGUGAUGGCAGCCUGCAUACCUCUGCCCUCCAACACCGACUCAGAUUACAGCCCACAACAUUCUCACAAGCCAAGAGUGAUCAGAGCGAUAAGCACCAGAAGACGUCAACCCAGUUUGUUCUUUCUCGUUGGACAGUUUUUUGGACAGACAAUAUCGGAGACUAAUCAAGCCGUCAGAAACAUUACCAGGAUAUUCAAUGAUCAAUUCACCACAACCACACCGUCACCUGACAUGGUAACAGAAGAUGACUCAAAUUCAACCACAGAGAAGCCUCCAACUCCAAUUACGAGAGAUCAACUGUUCAGAAUUCUAGGAAACAACUACCGAGGUCUGGUGCGGCUUUUCAACUCGGAGUGGCAGGCUGCAGUUGAGCAAUCUGGUAAGAAUGUAGCCAGCUUCAGGAAAGAGCUACGUGAAGCGAUCAGGCCAUAUUUCUCACCAAAUAGAAACCUAACCAGGAAUCAAACUUAAUUUAGUCUGUAUUUCAUAGUUAAACAUUAUUUAGUAUAAAGGCAGAUUUAUUUAUUACUAGUAUCAUAAACUUGUAAAUUAUUGUGUGUUUGUUUCUUAAAUGGUCUAUACUCUUGCAAAGGUAGAGCAUUGCAAUGUUCGGUUAAAUGGAAGGUAAAGCCUCUGGUUAUAAAGUAAUAUUAUUCCUAUAUAUAAGUAAAACUGAUUGAUAUCAAACUGCAGUAUUUUAAGAAAGAAAGACGAUUUGUUUGGUCUGACACUUAUUUAUAAAAAGGUUGACCUCAACCACCACCGCCAGUUUAAGCUUUGAUGGUCCUUUGGCUUUCCCAGACAACCACGAUGUAUACUGUAAGUGCUUCAGACCAUGCAUUGCGGAAUUGAUUUAAGUAUCGAGCACAGAAAGGAUGGCUUAUGUAUGUCUGACCUGAACACUGUUCCAUAACCCUAUUCAAUAGUCAGACCUAGUAAUGUAUUUUGAACAAAUGACAAGUUAUUACUCUGCAUAAUUGUGUAUUACUUUGUAUAAUUGUAUAUCACUUUGAAUAAUUCUGUUUACUGGUCCUAGUUACUACCACCCCACUGAGAUUUCAGUGGGAUGUCUGAACUGUCUUUGGAAUCCAGAUAACAUAAAAGAACAAUAUUGAGACAAACACAACUAUUAAAGCCUGACAUCCCACAAAGAUUAGUAAGUAGGAUCAGUCUGCAGAAUUUGCUAGUCAUGUAGUAUACUGAACGCUAGUGGACAGUGUCCAAUGAGACUAUUGGAUUCUCCUAUCUUCUCUGUGAUUGAGACCAAUCAUACAGUAUUCUCAUCGAACACGAUUAUUCAAAUUAGUCUGAAUUGUACACGAUUCAGUUGAGUUGAGGCGUGACUUCUGGGGAAUCAUGUCAAGGGGUUUCCCAAACAGCCUUUGAACUUCUUGAACAGAUAGGUUGACUAAGAUAGAAUUGCUUUGACAAUAUAUAUAUAUAUUAUCUCUCAAAUUUCCAUAAAGCUGCACGCAGGCACACAUUCAUACACAUACAAACAAACUAAAUUCGUGGGGUCAAACCCUAGGAUUGCAACACUGCCGCGAAUAUCAAUCCCGAAUGUGUUCCAUGAACUCGCCAACUGAGUAAAAAGCACAAGACACCAGAUAGUGUUUUAUUUGGGGUUUAAAUUUGUUUGGAUUGGUUUCAAAAUUUAAUGUCUCAGGGGACUGUUAAUGAGUUUGAUUCCAGCUUGAGAAGGGAGGUGUUCAAAUGCUGCUGUUCUAUGCUGUUAAGCUCUCCCGAGCUCUUGUCUUGUAUCUAUGUAUAUCACUGCCCUGUGUCAAAAUACACUUAAAUCGACAGUAAAAUGAAGUCUUUAAAUUGUACAAGCUGGGUAGAGUUAGCAAGUUGUACUCCCUGAAGGCACUUCAACAAGACUCUCUCAAUUAUGCGAUGAUCGAACAGCUUUUUUUUGUGGUCUAAAUACUCUUUCCAAGUUUCCAUGUUUAAUAUGGUGCAACUACCCCAAAGAGAAAUUUCAAAGGACAGGUAUGGAAAUAUUAAUCUGUAGUAAGCAUCAUUAAAACAUCAGACUUACAAAGCUUUGAUAAAUUUCAAAGGACAAGGAAUUCCAGAUGCCAAUUUAGCACAUACACUUCCAAUGUGAAAUUUCUACGUUAACCAUUUAUCUGGAUCUCUAAGAGAUCUUCAUCUGUGUCACGUGUAGAAGUAGGGUGAUUUACAUGAAAUUCAGUAUUUAGUUACCAACAUAUAUUGUAACUUAGUUUUGUACGUACAUCCAUUUCCUUUCUUAUCAUUUUGUGUUGCUGCCAAUCAAAAACACAAUCCUCACAUAGGAUCAAACCCACAGUCUGGUGUAACAUAGACCACUGGGUGACCAAAGUGAUUUCAUUUGCUUUUGCUCCUGAGAGUAUAAAACUUAUUUCAGCAAAGAAAAAGUUUUCAUUAAAUCUUGAAAAGUAAUUUUAACAUCUAAAACUAAAAACCAAUUUGAACAAACUUAUAUUACAGAUAUUAAUCUGUAACUCUUUUUUAUCUACUACAUAUUCAUAACUCUAGUACAACACUAUUGACAGCUAAAAAGUACUUAUGUUCUUGAAUUCAAUCAAAGUAUCCUUCCAAUCUCUUCUAAUUUCAAAAUUGUUGCUAUUAUGAAUCUUCUAUAUUUCUUUGGCUAUGCCAAUGAUUAUCGAUCCAUAUUUCAGGCAAUUGUAGAGUAGGCAAUUGUUAUGGGUGCAUCCAUAACAUUCCCAUUUCCUCAAUUCUACGAAAUUCUACAGUAACCCUUUACUCAUUAUCACCAAAAGACACUUCAACUAACAAUGGAGCAAGGAGCAGACAGAUUCGUAUUUACACACCAAGUCACCUUAACAAGAAAUCAACCAAGGUUUGGCCAAAAUGUAUUGGUAUCUUAAACUCAACUCUCACCAUUAACAACAUUUUAUAAAGUUGUGAACACUUACAGUUUGUCUAUCAGCUGAGACAAUUCAGACAAUAGCCAUGUAAUGGAUAAUAUUUUUAAAAUCUGUACUGAUUUUUAAAAUUUCCCAAGGCCUUAAAGAGUUCAAUAUUCAAAUGCUGUUUGAUAUUACCUCACAUUCCAACGGUUGGCAACUUUCAUUUGACCUAGAAUAUUUUUGCUCUACCCCUAUACAUAUUACACUUAUAAGUAUACCAUAUACCAAGUAUGUUCAUAAUUUAUCAUAUGUAUAUUUAACAUGAAAUUAGAUAUUUCCAAAUAUAAAUUAUAACGUUAAUUGAAUUACAAUUACCUUUAAAUACUAUUACAACAUUGGUAAACUGUUCACAUAUAUUGCAAUUUGCUCAAUAUAGUUAAUGCAGCUUAUAUUGUUAACUUUAAUACUACUACUGCAAGUGUACCUACUGAGUUUAAACGAGUCAGUAUUACAUUUUUUGUUUUUAAAAGGAAUAUUAGGUGCACUCCGAUUCCCGACACUUUUAAUUUUAGUAUCAUUUUUACGAGGUCUCUCUAUUGUUUACUAUAGAUCUAUAUUUCUCAUAUUUCUUAAUAAUGAUGAUUUUGUAAAAUACCGGAUACAAUGAGGAUUUAUCAUUCAAAUUGCACACCAGUGAUAUGGGGAUGUUUUCAUAACAUAACGUUGUAAUGUAUUUAAUUGUUAUUUGGAAUAAUUUUCUAUUGUUGUAUAAAUGUAGAUACCUUACGACUUAUAUUUAGUUGUUUUUCAGAUUUCUAUGUAUAUUUGUAAUCUUCAAUAUUUUUACUGUGCUUAUUAUUUAAGAACUUUUAUUAUUUAAUAUUUCAUACUAACAGAAUUGCAAUACAGUACCCUACUUCCAGUAUUGAUCUGUUUCAUUAAAUGUAUUGUACACAA
This is a messenger RNA of Homalodisca vitripennis (glassy-winged sharpshooter), 4012 nucleotides long. RefSeq lists its product as uncharacterized. Bases 162 to 665 code for a protein of 167 amino acids. The transcript has 6 exons. Lineage: Eukaryota; Metazoa; Arthropoda; Insecta; Hemiptera; Cicadellidae. The record is from RefSeq and is a predicted model, not a curated record.